Molecule: messenger RNA, 591 nt
Organism: Mucor velutinosus
Lineage: Eukaryota; Fungi; Mucoromycota; Mucoromycetes; Mucorales; Mucoraceae
Product: N-acetyltransferase domain-containing protein
Exons: 1
Coding region: 1-591 (196 amino acids)
Source: RefSeq, a predicted model, not a curated record
AUGUUUAGCAACAUCUUAACUGUUACCAAAGUUCUCUUUCAACAAUUUCAGUUGACAAGCUCUCCCAAUGCAUUUGAUCCCUACCAAGCUGACCAGUUCUACGAAGAGCUCAAUCAAGAUGUCCAUGCUGGCUCAAACUCUGAUUUCUCCUUGUGUGACGAAGAGGACAUGGUCCUUGUUGAUAAAAUGGAGGAUGAGAAAGAUGUUUGCUUUAUUCAUGGCUACUGCAUCAAACAACCUAGCGCAAAGCGAAUGCGUUUAAUAGUUGCUAAUGCUGCGAAAGAAAUCAUCAAAAACAUUUCUACUGGUGCUUCUUCCACUUGCUCUACCGCCAGCUCUAGAAAAAAGAAGUUGCAAAAGAAGGCUAUGGAUCUCGUCUACGUUGAAGAGAAGGCAUCCGUAAUGAGAGGCUAUGGCGUUGACUUUUGCCCUUUAUUUGAAAGACCCUACGACUCAAACUUUUGCGUUGAUCUCUCUGACAGAAAGAAUUGCCGUAAUGCAGAUGGAGAAUUUGAAAAUAAGUAUAUUAACAUCCCCAUGAAAAGCUUUUCAUCAUUAGAAACAGAAAACGAUUCUUGGGAGCUAGUGUAG